This is a messenger RNA of Camarhynchus parvulus, 1698 nucleotides long. RefSeq names its product coiled-coil domain containing 78 (gene CCDC78). The coding region runs from base 1 to 1698 and encodes 565 amino acids. The transcript is spliced from 16 exons. The record is from RefSeq and is a predicted model, not a curated record. Gene Ontology annotation, cellular component: cytoplasm. Lineage: Eukaryota; Metazoa; Chordata; Aves; Passeriformes; Thraupidae.
AUGGCUGGAUGGGCAGGGGCAGAGCAGGGCCCAGCUGGAGCUGCUCUGUGCCUGCAGGGGCAGCUGGAGGACAGGACCCAGGAGAUGCAGCAGCCUGGAGACGCACAGCAGGAGAUGGGGGAACUGCCGGGCUCCAGGACAGACUUCCCAGCCAGGACGGUUCUGAGUGAAGAGGAAAAACUGAAGAUUUCCAAAGACCUGGUGGAUCUGCAGAUCGAGACAAACAGGAUGAAGGAGCGCUAUGAGACAGAGAACUUCCAGCUGAAAACCACGAUGCAGGCGCUGGAGAGGCGGGUGCGGGAGCUGGAGCAGGGCAGGGCCGGGCUCCGGCAGGAGCGGGAUUCGCUGCGGGAGGAGCGGGAUUCGCUGCGGGAGCGCCUGCACAGCCUGGAGAGCAGCCGGCAGGAGCUGGGGGAGGAGUUCAUCAUCCUCAAGAGCAAUUACCUGGCCCUGGGCAGAGAGCUGGACAAGGAGGUGAUGAGGAAUGAGGAGCUGACCCAGCAGCUGCUCAGCCUGGCCAAGGAGAGCAGCUUCCCCCCUGGCCUGGCCCAUCCAUCCUCCCCGGGGCUGGGAAGAGCGAGAGCAGCAGGACAGCCCCGCUCUGCUCGCAGGGGGAAGCCCGAGGAUGCAGCUGCCUCGGAACACGAGCAGCAGGAGCUGGAAAGAAACUUGCUUGGAAACCAGGAUCACAUAAAAGCAGAGCUGGAAAAACUGAAGAAAAGGCACGAGGAGCAGCAGCAGAAGCUGGAGGAGCGAGUGCUGGCGCUGGGGCAGGAGCUGCAGGAGGCGAAGGGAGCGGCGGGGGCGGUGCGGGCGGAGCACUCAGCGGUGCUGCUCUCGUCCCGGCUGCAGGAGCUGGAGGCCGAGAACGCGCGGCUGCAGCUGCAGCUGAAGGAGCUGAACGAGGAGUAUCGGUGCCGGCUGGCACAGUGCCUCGGGGACCUGGCAAACUACAUGGACAGCAAACCCAGCAGCGUGCCAGGACACAGCAAAGCCCCAGCUGGCCACGCUGCCAUGCAGAACUUUGUGGACAGCAUGCUCAGGGACAUCCAGGCCUCCUACAGACGCCGGGAGGAGCAGCUGGCCCGGGCAGCCCGGGGCUACAGGAAACGCCUGAAGGAGCUGGCCAAGAAGCACGAGAACCUGCUCAUUGCCUAUGGGCUGCAGCGGGAGCAGAUCCGGACCCUGGGCAGCAGUGCCAUGGACUGUGGCCCUGCCGAGCUCCACCUGUCCAUCACAGACCCUGAGCUGCUGACAAACAGCUCCCGGGAGCUGAACCGCCUGCGCGAGCAGAAGGCAAAGCUGGAGGUGCAGCUGCAGGAGCUGCAGCAGAAAAGCCUGAAAGGAGCCGCUGCCCUCCCAGCGCCCCCGGAGCAGCAGCUGGAUGAGGAGGGCUGGGCAGAGGUGAAGAGGAAGCUCCGGGAAUUCACACUCAACACCCAGGAGGAGCUGGAGCAGCAGAGGAGCCAGCUGCUGACCCGGGCUGUGGUGGCAGAGGAGCAGGUGUUGGAGCUGCAGGGCUACAUCGACCAGCACCUCACCAGGUACAAGCAGGAGAUCCUGCGCCUGAGGAAGGCUGAGGGCAGCCAGGUGCCCCCAGUGCCCCGUGCCAGCAGUGCCAGCCAGGAGCCAGAGCAGCCCCAGCCUUGGGAACACCCCACUGCAAGGGAGGGCCAAACUGAUCCUGCAUGGAGGUGA